Messenger RNA from Stomoxys calcitrans (stable fly), 428 nucleotides. Its product is annotated as general odorant-binding protein 57c. The transcript has 2 exons. The coding region runs from base 9 to 422 and encodes 137 amino acids. Gene Ontology annotation, biological process: sensory perception of smell. The record is from RefSeq and is a predicted model, not a curated record. Lineage: Eukaryota; Metazoa; Arthropoda; Insecta; Diptera; Muscidae. Gene Ontology annotation, molecular function: odorant binding.
CAUUCACUAUGAAAUCAAAAAUUAAUUUCGUUGGAGCUAUGGUAGUAAUGCUACUUUUUACGGGAAUGGUUAUAGCUGGAGAUGAACAUGAGGAAGAAUUCAUGAACACAAGUCGCAGCUGUAUGAAACGUAAUGGUAUCUCUGAGGAUGAGUUUUCCAAACUUCGUGACGACGAUGUUGAUCCUUCCGAACUUGAUGAUAAAUUCAAAUGUUUCUUCCAUUGUCUACUAAGCGAAAUGCAUUUUUUGGAUGAUGCACAAAAAUUGGACAUGGCAAAAUUGGAGGAGAAUGAAUAUAUCACUGAGGAACACAAGAACAUUGCGAAAAACUGUAAGGCUGAACAUGACUCCGUAGAGGAUCCAUGCGAAUACAGCUUCAUGAUAAUGAGUUGCGCUAUGGAAUUAAUGGAUGCUAGAAAGUAAUGGAAA